Molecule: messenger RNA, 1408 nt
Organism: Biomphalaria glabrata
Lineage: Eukaryota; Metazoa; Mollusca; Gastropoda; Planorbidae
Product: MIP18 family protein galla-1-like
Exons: 5
Coding region: 140-574 (144 amino acids)
Source: RefSeq, a predicted model, not a curated record
CAUUCACAUUAUAGUUUGGCUUAAGUUUCGAUUUUCUUCCUAUCUCAUGACUAUUUAGAUUCUAGAUAGAUAUCUAGAUCUAUAAUUCAACUUAAACACAAGUUCUCUUACAUUUAGCUUUACAAAACACAAAUCUGAGAUGGAUACUUCUGUAGAUGCUAUAGAUCAAGAUCUUGAUACAGAAUUAAAACUUUUGCAAGAUACGAUUUAUGAUCUCAUCAGCAAAAUUAAAGAUCCAGAAAAGCCAGAAUCUCUAGAAGAGCUAAAUGUUAUCUCUGAAUCAGGAGUUAAAUUGAGUCGCUUACGUAGUGGUCAGAUCUUAGCACAAAUUGAAUUUGUUCCAACUGUUCCACACUGUAACUUAGCUUCUAUAAUAGGGUUGUCUAUUAGAUCCAAACUCGACAAAUAUCUUCCAGAAAAAUUAAAGGUGGAUAUUUUUAUUAAAGAAGGAACUCAUGAUACUGCAACAGAGAUCAACAAGCAAAUUAAUGAUAAAGAAAGAAUAUCAGCUGCAAUGGAGAAUCCAAAUCUCCAAAAACUAGUUCACGACUGUGUAGAAAAUGAAGAAACAUAAGUUUUAUAUUUAUAGAAGUUUAAUGUUCUUAUUUUCAUUAUCAUCCUCAGCAGGUUUUGAUUCUAUGUCUGUAAAUAGACAAAAGGUAAUUUAUGUAGAUAAUAUUUCAUUUACUGAAUCCACUUUAUUUAUUUGGCAUUAGCAGUGGUUUUUAAUUCUAUGUUGUUCAUUUACCAGUUAUAGUCCACUGAUUUGUCCCUGUUUGUUGAAAAGUAGAGAAUGUAAAUGAAUAGAGCUAAACAGUGCUUGAAUAUGUUUCAAGAGUUACCACAGCUUUAACAUUAUACAAUCUAUUUGUUGUUUUAUAGUACUAGUAGUAUCUUCACAUAUUUGUUAUCCCAAAUUUAAGUCACGUCUUAAUCAGAAUUGUUUUAUGCCAUGUUUUAUUCAAUUGUUCAAAAGAUUUUAUGCAGUAUUUGCACAAACUUUUGUUGUUUUCUAAGAAUUUUUUAAUUAGACAAUUAAUUUUGUUUACUUACAGUAAGAUUAAAGUUUAUACCAUCCCAUGUUCUUUAUUUAUAUAAUUAUAAUUCUUAUAUAUUUUCUUUUUACUAUUAAAUUAGGAACAAUAAUACUUUUUUUUAACAAAAUAAUUAAUUUCCAAAAUGGCCUUAAAAGUUUGAGCAUUUAGUUUCAGACAGAAAUGUAAGCUUGAAACUGUCUUGCUAGAAGAAUCCAAUGAAUGAAAUGCUACUUCAGAUUUUAUUUCUUGCUGAACUAUUUAUUUGAUAUUUACUGCUGGUCUUGACAAUGUUUUAAAUGUAAAGAAAAAGUAUUUGAAUAACAUGUAUAAUUUAAUUACCAUACAUAUUAAAAUCUCACUAUUUAUUGACA